GUCCUUGACAAUUUAGCUACCUUAUCAUCAAGUCUACUGGCACCUGACCUAUGCAGAGGACACUUGCUGUUGACACGAUUUUAGGUGCGACGCUCUUCUUUCUUCUUCUACGUAAAGGCUCUCGCGCCCAAUAGCUGGCCACGGAACCUGGCAUUCGCCAAGCAACACGCCACGACGCGGCAGGCAGCAUAAAGCCAGCAGCCUCGAACGUUUCUUUCUAUCGUCAAACUCGCACCGCUGUGCUCAACAAGUUUAAAACUGUGCAACUCUAAGCUUUAUCAUGAUGUCUUUGGUACCUCGAAACUCUACAAGCCCUAACGGCAACGAUAUGUUUAAUUAUCGUAGCCGCUUCGAGCGAUUUCGCAGUCUGGACGAGGAAAGAAAUAGACUAUUUGAGGAAGCAAUUGAAAAGUUAGAGCAGGCUACCAGGCAAUUGGACUAUGUGACGACUGUUCAGAUGCCUGAGCAGGAAGCUCACUUCCUUGCCCAGAUCCAUGAACUCAAAGUUGAUCUUCAGGAUCAGAAAGAUAGUCGUCGGCGUUACCAGGCUAAAUCGCAGCAGUUGGAGGAUCAAAUUGAUUACAAGCUCUCUACCAUGGACAAGGCUCGCUUCGUAUCUGUGUUGAUCGAUGCAGACGCCGAUAUAUACUAUUUCACCAAUAACCUCUUGUCUCAGGGGCUCAAAGGUGGCCAACUCGCCGCAGAUAUGCUCAUAGAGAAGGCCAGAGAGCAUUUGGUAUCCCUCGGGCCAUCAUUUAAAGAUGCCAUGACUAUCCCCAUCAUGGUCAAAGCUUAUGCCAACUUGGGUGGAUUGACGUCACACCUACGAGAUAUCGCUAGUCCUAAAGAGAUAGUCCAAUUCUGGAUCGGCUUCUCACAGAGAAGUCCAUUUAUUGAUUUUGUGGAUGUGGGAUCCGGCAAGGAAGCGGCUGAUAAUAAGAUUAGAGAAGUCCUCAGAUUCAACAUUGAUAGUCCACAGUGCGAGCACAUCUUCCUGGCAUGCUCGCACGACGGAGGUUAUGUCCCUGUAUUGAGUCCUCAUGCAGGACGGGCUUCGGGAUCAAAGCUACGAAUUACUUUGGUGUCAUCGGGUCCGGGCUCUGUUCACCCUUUGAUUGCAGAUCUAGGAUUCCGCGAGACAGACAUUUUUAAGCCACUUUUCAGUCAGAGCGAAUCUCAACGCGUUGUCGAGUGGGCCAAGUCAAAUACUAAGACAGUCGAAGCACCUCCACCUCGUACUUCUACUGCCCCUGUGGUGAUUCCGAGCGAAGCUCCAGCGCCAUUCACGUGGACAACUAAAGCUAAGCUAUCAACUACCACUGAGGCUGUAUCCUCCGCACAGGUUACCCGAAACCAAUCGCCAGUGCAAAAGAAAGGCACAAAACAGGAAUACCCAUUCAAUCCCGAGCAAAUCGACUUUACCGGCGAAUAUUUCGUCGCCAAUGCCGGACGAUUGAUUCCGGAGAAGGACGAUGAAGGAUAUCGUAUUAAGGAUAACAAAUUAAUUAUCGAUCCUCGCGUAGACUCUGACUUGAUCGCCAAGAUGAAGGACAAGAACAUCUGCUCCUGGCACUACCUCAGAUCGGACCACAAUAUUCCCCAAUGCAAGCGCAAGCAUGAAGGCUACCCUCGCCCACUAUCAGCAAGAGAAUAUGAUGCAUUGUGGUUUCUUGCUAGGUUGGGGUACUGCAAGAAGAUGAAGACCGAUGGGUAUUGCACUGACGACUACUGCAUUUAUGGCCACGACAGCAAAUACUCUCACAACUAA
Molecule: messenger RNA, 1768 nt
Organism: Cadophora gregata
Lineage: Eukaryota; Fungi; Ascomycota; Leotiomycetes; Helotiales; Ploettnerulaceae
Exons: 5
Coding region: 281-1768 (495 amino acids)
Source: RefSeq, a predicted model, not a curated record